Thrips palmi is the source of this 2697-nucleotide messenger RNA. Its product is annotated as ribonuclease P protein subunit p40-like. The transcript is spliced from 2 exons. The record is from RefSeq and is a predicted model, not a curated record. Gene Ontology annotation, molecular function: ribonuclease MRP activity; ribonuclease P activity. Gene Ontology annotation, cellular component: ribonuclease MRP complex; multimeric ribonuclease P complex; SCF ubiquitin ligase complex. NCBI's taxonomy places the organism in Eukaryota, Metazoa, Arthropoda, Insecta, Thysanoptera, Thripidae. Bases 182 to 1747 code for a protein of 521 amino acids. Gene Ontology annotation, biological process: tRNA 5'-leader removal; tRNA 3'-end processing; endonucleolytic cleavage in ITS1 to separate SSU-rRNA from 5.8S rRNA and LSU-rRNA from tricistronic rRNA transcript (SSU-rRNA, 5.8S rRNA, LSU-rRNA).
AUUGACUCCUGUGUUGAUCUGGACAAUUGCUUGUCCAUUAUUGAUGGAAAGCUGAUUCUUUCAUUAGAUAAAGAAAGUUAUCAAGAAUUAGGCCUUGAGGGUAAAGCUAUUCCAUCAAAAAACAAGAACCACCUGAGAUUUGCUCAAACCACAACUCCACUAUAAAAUAAAAGCAUUCACCAUGCCAGGCAAAAAGGCUCCUGGUUCUCUUCAGGAUCUUGCUAUGAAAAGCAUCCGCCGUGUUGUCUUGACUAUGGGCCAGCAUGUGAUACAUUCGGUGGCUGAUACUCCUCAUGAAACUUCUGAGGCAGGAACAAUUUUGCUCCAGAGUAGUUUAGAAAGGUUGAAUGAAGCUCUAUUUGGAAAUGUUCCUUGGUAUCUAUUUGACAAGCUCUCUCAAGUUGUUCUAGAGACAGUCAAUGAGCUAAUUGUGGAAACUCGGGCCUAUUUUGAUCACUGUCUUCCCAUAUCUAUAUUUGUUGCCCGAAUGAAUGUUGUGGUAAGAAUGACUCUUGUAGCCAUACAUCCUCAGUUGAAAAGCAUUGAUUUUUCAGCGUGGCCUAAAGUAAUGAGAAAUAUCCUCUACCAAAAUUUGUACAAAAUGACUGGUUUGGAGGUCCUCAAUCUUGGAUCUGGUUCAGGUGGUUGGGAAACUUCUGAUAUAGAGAAAUCUAUUCUCAGUGGUGUGGUGCAAAUGAAACAUCUUGUCUCUUUGUGUCUUUGCUUUGACUGCACUGAUCAUAUCUUAUCUGUAGUGGGACAAAAUUGUACUAUGUUGCAAAAACUAGAUGUUACAUCCUCCCGCUCAGUUACAGACCGAAGUGUGCCUUCAUUGUUAAACUGCAUGAAGCUGAAACAGUUACUUUUAUAUCGAACAUCUGUAACUGUUGAAGGGUACGCUAUUCUUCUUUCCAGUUUGCCACAGCUUGAAGAUUUAGGCCGUUGUGAUGAAUUUGGUCACAUUCUGGAACGAAUUAGAGGAAGUUCAAAAUUUCAGGGUCCCUUUAAGCUCCGCUAUUUGCAAAGUCGUGAUGUUACAACUUCUCACCUUUAUCUACUGAUUGAGAUGUGUCCUUAUGUGACUCAUGUUUCAAUCUUUCAUGAUGAAAGAAUUAGCGACUUGAAUGUCUUGUCUCACUUGCAACAGCUGACUGAGCUGAAACUUCUUUCAUGUGACUUUUUCUCUGAUAAUAUUAAAUCUCUGCUCGAAGUGAAGGGAUCCAAUUUAACAUGGCUGCACUUAGAGCAUGUUGAAGAAAUUGAUCUAAAUGCCUUGAUAUACAUCAGCCAGUUUUGCCCUGUCCUGAAGAAACUUGUGUUGUACAAUUGCGAGUUCAUGGACCAUUCAUCAUUAUCUUUACGAACCCUUCAAAUACCACCUUUCAGACAUUUGGAAAAAGUUACUUGCAUUGCAGAUUGUGCUCAAGCUCACCUUGAGUUUCUGUUAUCAAAUUGUUUCAAUAUCCGUUUCAUUCAGCUUGGAUCUUCAACUGGAAUAGGAGAUGCCAUUAUGGCUAAGGUUCUUGCAGUAAAUCCAAUGAAGAAACUUGAAGAACUAAGAAUACUAUACAGUGACGAUCUUAGUAUGCAUACUGUAGCACUUCUAAUGACACACUGUGAAAAUUUACGAGUGCUAUCUGAACUAGAGAGCUGGGCAGGUAUAUCAAAGCGUGAACUUGCUGCCUUCCGUACUGAAAUUCUUGAGAAAAACAUAGAUUUAGACAUCCGUCCUACCCUAUCAUAUUAGACUGCUGGGGUUAUUUCAUCCUCCUAGACAGAGGUUUCAGCUUUUGUAUUCUUUAUGUAACUUUUUGACUUGCUUUGAUGCUCUGGGGUUGUUGCUGUAAAGCAGUAAUUUGUUUUGUUUUAAAAUACGCCUUAGUUUUUGAACUUUUUAUUUUGUUUUGUUGCUGUUGUGUUGUCAAGCAUUUUGAAUUGUUUUUGCUGUUGAUUUUUUUUUGGUACCAAUGUAUUACUUGAGAAGGAAUGUAUAUACUUAUUUGUUUUAAUAGUUUGGGCCAGGCUAACUUUAUUUUUGGAUUACAGGUAUAAGUUAACCAUAGGCUUUGCUCUUGCUGCUUUCUCUGUCUAAUUAAUUUUAUUUUGCUGUGUUUUAACUGGAUCAUCAAUUAAAAGUUUAUAGGACGAUUGCAGACUGAUAGUGCUCCGGCUUUUUUGUCUCAGGUCAAAAGUCAUGAGCAUUGCAUGUAAUAUUUCUUGUACUGACCAAAUUUGCAUCUGUGAUGAAAUAUGGUGAGUUGUCAUUUUUGUUGUAGAUAGCAUAGCUUCAUGCAACUGGCCUGAUUUUUUUUUUGUUUCUUCUGCCAUUUGUUUUAUAUGUUUAAGUUAUUUUGUUUGAACUGAAGGUUGAAUGUGAUUGUUCUGUUAAGUUGGUUGUGAUAUUACUUUUAAGCAAAAAGUGGUAGAGUGAUGAAUGGAAAUGACUUUUCAAGUGCCUUGCUGUGUGACUAAUGUGUGGUCCAGGUCUGUAGAGGGAGGCCGGGCUGAUCUUUAAACCUUAAUUAAGUUGGUCCAGCACCUCCUGGGUGAAGUUGAUCUGAACCAUCCAGGCCCGGGCCAAGGUAGAUCUGAUUAACAGUUAAUGUAUGCAUAUGUAUCAAUGUACCUUUGUACUUAUGACAAAUAUGGAUGUGAUUGUAACUCAGUUGUCUCUAUAAACAAAUAUCUAAGUACAUU